UGAUUUGUGGAUGCAUAGGAUGUAAUGAUGUGGAAAGAAUAUGAUUCUAUUUCUAAUGAAUAUAAGUGUCGAGUGUAUGAGAACGCUCGUACUCUCCUCCCGGUGCUUUCGUCUCUAGAUUGUUACACAGUACAAAACAAAGAAAAAGAAAAAGAAAAAAGAGAGAGAAAGUGAUGAGAGCGGUGAUGAAGGAUGAAACUCAAGCUGUGGUGAAUGAUAAUUCUCACAACGGCAAAUUCUCACAUCUCCUUGCUUCCCAAGAUCGUGAUUAUCUUCUUUCUCCAACUGGGGCUCAGGUGAAGGUCAGUGAUCUUGAAGGGAAAGUAGUGGGUCUAUUAUUCGGUGCGAAUUGGUACCCACCAUGCGGCGUAUUCACCCAAGCCCUAGUUGGAAUCUACGAGGAGUUGAAAAGCCGUUUCCCUCAGUUUGAGAUUGUUUAUGUGUCCUCUGACGAAGACUUGGAUGCUUUCAGUAGCUUCUACGGAAACAUGCCAUGGCUAGCGAUACCGUUCUCUGAUUUGGAAACGAAGAAAUGGUUGACCAGAAAGUAUGAGGUGGAAGCCAUUCCGUGCUUGAUUUUGUUGCAACCAGAGGAUGGUAAAGAUGAGGGAACAGUUCGCGACGGGGUUGAACUUAUUUACCGUUACGGAGCCGAAGCUUACCCGUUCUGUAACGAGAGGUUGGAGCAGCUGCGAAAGGAAGACAAAGUGAAGCGUGAAAACCAGACCCUCCUUAAUUUGCUGUCAAACCAGCAUAGAGACUAUGUUCUGAGUCACACUCACUCUGGCCUUAAACAGGUACCUGUCGCUUCUCUAGUGGGUAAAACAAUUGCACUCUACUUCUCCGCCGAGUGGUGCGUGCCAUGCGCCAAGUUCACUCCCAAAAUGAUUUCCGUUUACGAGAAGAUUAAGCAGGAGCUAGCGGAGAAGGGAGAGGAAGACUUCGAAGUUGUGCUGGUAUCCAGCGACCGUGACAAAGCAUCCUUUGAGUCAUACUACAGCAGCAUGCCUUGGUUAGCUUUGCCUUUCGGUGAUUCCGAGGUGAAGAACCUCGUUCGACACUUCAACGUGCAAGGGAUUCCAUGGUUGGUGAUCGUAGGUCCUGAUGGUAAAACAAUAACAGUGCAUGGUAGGAGCUUGAUAAACUUGUACCAAGAGAACGCGUACCCUUUCACGAACGCCAAAGUGGAGGAACUGGAAAAGAAGCUCGAGGAAGAGGCGAAGGAUCUUCCGGCUCUGGUUUAUCACGAAGGUCAUCGGCAUGACCUGAAUUUGGUUUCUGAUGGGAACGGUGGAGGACCCUUUAUCUGCUGUGUGUGCGAUGAACAAGGGUCUAGUUGGGCCUACCAGUGUCUCCAAUGUGGUUAUGAAGUGCACCCCAAAUGCGUCAGAACAGUCGACCGUCAGAACAGUGUGUUAAUAACUAAUUAACUUCCUGUUCCAAUUAAUUCAAUGUUCUUGUUUGUGGCCAA
Molecule: messenger RNA, 1471 nt
Organism: Vigna umbellata (rice bean)
Lineage: Eukaryota; Viridiplantae; Streptophyta; Magnoliopsida; Fabales; Fabaceae
Product: putative nucleoredoxin 2
Source: RefSeq, a predicted model, not a curated record